AUGAAACAUUCAUGCCCAGAGGACUUAGGUGGAAAUCAAUUUUUAUUAUGGGUGGUCGGAGUUGAAUCUGAUAUUCUUCCACGUUUCUGUGAGUGCGGCUUCUUUAUGGGCGGUGUUGCUGUGUGUGCAAUCAGUGGAGAUCAGGCUGUGGUUAUUGGCGGCUCCAUCUCUGUGUGUGAUCGACGGCGAGUUGAGUCUCCGACGAUCGAAAUCUUUGAGGCUGUAGAAGGUGCUUGGAAUGUAGGUGGUAAAGGCUGGAAUAAUUGGGAUUAUAUGACAGAGAAAUUUCCUGAGAGCAUUGCGGAUCGUUCAAAUGGAAAAGUGGCAAUCGAUCACUAUAACAUGUUCAAGGAAGAUGUGGCUUUGAUGAAGGAAGUUGGUUUGGAUUCUUAUAGAUUUUCAAUUUCGUGGUCCAGAAUCUUACCAGGUGGUAGAAUAUGUGAUGGCAUAAGCAAAGAAGGAAUCCAAUUCUAUAAUGAUCUCAUAGACGCACUUUUGGAUGGAGGCAUUAAACCAUGUGCAACUAUCUUCCAUUGGGAUGUUCCCCAACGUUUGGAAGUUGAAUAUGGCGGCUUCUUAAAUCAUCAAAUUGUGGAACAUUUUUGUGAGUUUGCUGAGAUAUGCUUUUGGGAAUUCGGCGAUCGAGUGAAAUAUUGGGUCACACUCAAUGAGCCUUGGUCCUUUACUUUUUGCGGAUAUGUUAUAGCAAGGUUUCCCCCUCGUCGAGACAACCCAGAGGAUGUCGAGGCUGCUUCGAGAGCGAUCGAUUUUUUGUUAGGAUGGUUUGUAGCCCCUGUAAUAACGGGUGAUUAUCCACCAUCCAUGAGAAACAAUGUACGAAAACGUCUUCCCAAAUUUAAACCAGACGAGUUGGCGCUAGUGAAAGUUCUGAAGAUUACUGGCUUAUUAGCUGGGAGUGUUAUUGUGACCAUUUUCUACGGUGGUCUUGGCUGCAGCUUCUUCUUACUUCCUGGUCUUCUCUCCCUCUUCCUCUUCUCUCUGGUCUUCUAUUUCAGGCUUCUUUCUCCCCUCUGGUCUUCUUGGCUUCUUGGAGGUGUUUGGUUGUUUUCUGGUGGUGGACCUUUCUGUGUUUCCAGAACAUCACUUGCCCUCGACUCAAUUGACAACAUAGUACAUGGAAAUAAUCUUGAUGAGCUUGAAAAAAAUGCUGAAGAUGAGAGGCCAGAAUCACAGAUUAAUGAAGCUCCCUUGCAGCUGAAUAACAAUGAUAGUGAAGAUUUGCCUCAACACAGGGCAGGAAGUCGUAAUCCCCUGAUAACUAGAGCAAAGGGUUGUUUAGCAGCAUUAGACACCGCUGAGAAGAGUACUGGUAGCGGGGGCAAGAAGAAAGGGCCAGCUCAAUUACGGCUGUACAAUUUGGGCAACACAUCCCCUGUUCCUGUUUCAAAUCUUGUGAGCAUUUUGGAGAGAUUACUCAAGGUGAAAGCAAAGAGGUUGAUUAUGAAGUUGCCAAGGAAUGGGGAUGUGCAGUUUACUCACGCGAACAUAAGCUUGGCUCAGACUGAGCUUAGCUACAAACCCACAACAGAUCUACAGACGGGGUUGAAGAAAUUCGUUCAGUGGUAUCUCAGUUACUACGACAAUGGGAAGAAAAGCUCACAAUGA
Messenger RNA from Fraxinus pennsylvanica, 1626 nucleotides. The record is from the annotation of a GenBank genome assembly. Lineage: Eukaryota; Viridiplantae; Streptophyta; Magnoliopsida; Lamiales; Oleaceae.